AUGAAGGGGGAAAGACCUGCAGGCCCAGAACUAAAAGAAGGAUCAGGCAGAGCAGGAAAAGCCUCCAGGGAAGUCCAGCUGGAUUACGCGACAGAGCGACCAGGAUGGGACCCAUUGCAAGAUGGGAAAGGGGAACCAUUGAAGGGGAUUCAAGAGCGCUGGGAAGCCCAAUGGCAGGAGUUCCUGAGGACACUGCAGCCCCUUCACACAACGCAGGGAAGCCCAGGGAUGUCAGAGAUGGCACCAUGGGAAGAUACCAAGGCCUUUCUGGCCUCCUUUGAGCAAGUGGCCAAGGCCUGCCGGUGGCCUAGAGGAGAGUGGGCGGCCCGGCUCCUGCCAGCACUGAGCGGGGAAGCAGAAGAGGCCUUUCGGAGCCUGGAAGCCAGAGAUCAGGAGGACUAUGGGAAAGUGAAGGCGGCCAUCUUGCGAGGGGAAGCCCUGAGGAUGGAGGCGCAGCGCCAGCACUUCAGGCAAUUCUGCUGCCAGGAGGUCAGAGACCCCCGAAGGAUUCACAGCCAAGUCCAGGAGCUUUGCCGGCAGUGGCUGAAGCCAGAGAGACACAGCAAGGAGCAGAUCCUGGAGCUGCUGAUCCUGGAGCAGUUCCUGGCCAGCCUGCCAGUGGACCUCCAGGGCUGGAUCCGGGCAGGAGGGCCGGACACCUGCUCCCAGGCCGUGGCCCUGGCCGAGGACUUCCUCAUGAGCCAGAAAGAGGACAGGACAGUGACCUUGCAGGAAGAGAUGGAUAGCUGUGGAAGUCGCCUGUGUUUGCAGAUCGUCAGCUCGAAUUUGCCCCAGCCAGCGCAGCAGACCACACUCUGGCAAGUCCUGCAGGAGGACGGGGGGAACGUGGAGCCUUCAGGCAACUGGAAGGGAAGCAAGGUCAAGAUGGAGGACUGUCAGUAUGGAGGAAACGAGCCACAGGAUAUGUCUGGGAAAGCAUCACAGAUGGGCCAAGUGAAUGUGAUGGAGACAGCUGAGAUGCAUAAAGAAAGAUGCAAGUCCAAAAUGGGUCAGGAGACAGAGACAGAGAGAAGAGAGAAUGAAUGUCAUAAAGUCACGGAAGAUCUUACAGCUGCGUUUAGUCCCCCUUCCAAAGGACGCACAGGGGACAACAUGCCCAUGUUCUCAAAACAUGAGAAAAUUGAUACUAUAUUGAAACCAUACAAAUGUUCUCAGUGUGGGAAGUGCUUCACUACGAGAUCCAGUUUGAGAAGACACCAGAGAAAUCAUUCUGGAGAGAAACCAUACAAAUGUUCUCAGUGUGGGAAGUGCUUCUCUCUGGGAGACACAUUGAAAAGACAUCAGAGAAUUCAUUCUGGAGAGAAACCAUACAAAUGUUCUCAGUGUGGGAGGUGCUUCAGCGAAAGAAGCUCGUUGAAGACACAUCAGAGAACUCAUACUGGAGAGAAACCAACUCAUACUGCAGAGAAACCAUACAAAUGUUCUCAGUGUGGGAAGUGCUUCAGUGAGAAAACCAAGUUGAAGAUCCAUCAUAGAACUCAUAGUGGAGAGAAACCAUACAAGUGUUCUCAGUGUGGGAAGUGCUUCAGAGAGAAAACCAAUUUGAAGAUCCAUCAAAGAACUCAUACUGGAGAGAAACCAUACAAAUGUUCUCAGUGUGGGAAGUGCUUCAGAGAGAAAUCCAAGUUGAACAGACAUCAGAUAAUUCAUUCUGCCCAGAUGGCGAAGAGCCUCCGCUGGGGCUUCUCCUCAGGCCUGCUGGAAGGCAGAAACAAAAAUGAGCAGGGAUCUCCUCGGGCCCUCGCCCCCCACACUCCCAGACCCAGCGCCCUGGCCAUACAGGGCUCCACCUGCCAGUUUGGCGGAAAUUUGCGGCUGGUGAAUCUCCGUCGAUAUCCACGGCGUUGGCGUUGGCCCAAGAUGGGGGAACGAGCCAGGAUUUCCCCGCUUAGCAAGUCAGACUUGCCUUCUGCUCCUGGCUCCCCUCCAGCGGUCUCUGGGUCCCGGCUGAAGUGA
Molecule: messenger RNA, 1977 nt
Organism: Elgaria multicarinata webbii
Lineage: Eukaryota; Metazoa; Chordata; Lepidosauria; Squamata; Anguidae
Product: zinc finger and SCAN domain-containing protein 31-like
Exons: 6
Coding region: 1-1977 (658 amino acids)
Biological process (GO): regulation of transcription by RNA polymerase II
Molecular function (GO): RNA polymerase II cis-regulatory region sequence-specific DNA binding; DNA-binding transcription factor activity, RNA polymerase II-specific
Source: RefSeq, a predicted model, not a curated record